AUGGAUAUUGAACAUAUUAGUGCAUCAGAUGAUCUCUCCAACAUCACCUCCAUUGAGAUCUUGAAGAGAGUCAAUGCUUUGCUCAAGUUGCAAGAGCGCAUUCAGGAGUUGGACCAACAAAAGGAGAAAGAGCUACAUUUGGUCGAUAUGAAAUUCCAACCAGAGUUUGAUAAAUUGUACACAAAGAGAGCUACCUUUGUCUCUGGCGCUGCUGAGCCAACUGAGGAGGAGUGUGCUGCUGAGGUCCCAGUCGCUGUUGAGGGUCUUACAUCAGGAGAUGCUAAGGGUAUCCCAUCAUUCUGGUUUAAUGCUUUGGUCAACUCUGGAAAGUUUGAAUCUAUUAUUGGAGAUAAUGACCAGGAGGUACUCCAAUACUUGAACGAUAUUAACAUCUCCAACUUGAAGGAGGAUCAGAGCUUCACUCUCAACUUUGUCUUUGCCACCAACCCAUACUUUACCAACGAAUCGGUCCAGCUGGAGCUGGUGCUCAAGGACGAGCAGCUCGAAUCGAUCAGAGUGUCGCCCGUCGAGUGGAAGGAGGGCAAGAAGACCGCCGUUACCAAGCUGAUCACCGAGAAGAAGAUGAAGAAGAAGGGACCAAAGGGCAAGAAGCCAACCGUCGUCACCAAGACCAUCGAGGAGAACGCAAAGUCGAUCUUCACCACACUGCUGAUCGAUGCCUCUUCGCCAGACAAGUUCUCCGACGCCCUGGCGGGUGAGGAGGAUGACGAGGACAUGGAGGACGAUGAGGGCAACGUCGCUGAGGCUUCCUUCCGCUACGUCCAGUACCAGGCCAUCGUCGACCUGAAAGAUUCUAUUAUCCCAAGCGCCAUCGAGUCCUUCCUGGGUCGCGUCGAGGACGAGGACGACGAGGGAAUGUAUAUGGAUGGUGAGGAUGAAGAGAUGGACUUUGACGAUGAGGACGACGAGGAGGAUGAUGAUGAGGAUGAUGAGCCAGUCAAUGCCCGUCGUACCGGUGGUAACAAGGCCAGACAACCAACUCCACCAGCUCCAACCAACCCAGAGUGCAAGCAACAAUAA
Molecule: messenger RNA, 1041 nt
Organism: Acytostelium subglobosum LB1
Lineage: Eukaryota; Evosea; Eumycetozoa; Acytosteliales; Acytosteliaceae
Exons: 3
Coding region: 1-1041 (346 amino acids)
Biological process (GO): nucleosome assembly
Cellular component (GO): nucleus; chromatin
Molecular function (GO): chromatin binding; histone binding
Source: RefSeq, a predicted model, not a curated record